AGUGAGCUACAGUUACGUACAACGAACAUAUCGUUACUGCUGUGGUACCACACUCACACACGCGCCGAGGAGAGAGAACUGAGCACCCACACUCAGUACCGUAGGCAUAGCGAGGCAGCUGUUCCGAUCGUCAGCAUUAGGCACGUUUCAGGGGGGUUGCUGAGGAUUGUAGAUUGCCAGAUUCAAGAUGCGGCAAGCUCGGAUACCAAGCAUCAUCUACAACAAGGUCGGCGGCGGUGCCCCAGGGGAUGAUCCAGGUUAUUUUGGAGUCCCUCCAGGGGCUUCACGUGCUGUGACAGCGGCAAGACUAUGUAUUGUGUUGUCGAUCGUCAUCCACACGAUCAGCCUCUUCGUGGAAGGUUGGUAUUGGCCUUGGCAGCGGAACGCUGCCUUUGGCGUCUUCGCGGUGGGCGGCCUUGUCCUGUGCAUCUACGACCAGUACAUGUACGCCAUAGGCGGCAUAGGAUUCGCUGUAUGUGCGCUGUUCGACCUCUUCGCCGUUUUGCGAUGGAUCACGGAUGACGAAAAUAUUGUCGACGGCGAUGGCUCCUUCGACGGAUCGAGCGAAGGCACCACUGCCCUCUGGUACGCCUUGCCCCCUUUUUUCGGAGCCAUCGCGAUGGGCCUGGGUGCUAUUUUUUCCUUCACUGCGGUGUUCUUGUGGGAGGACGGUGAUGGCACGGCCGUGCCCCACGAGAGCAAGACCGUGGAGCUCGGACUAGCACCGCUGGCUGCGCGCCCAGGGACGCCACCCCGCGCGUACUACCCACAGUCGCCACAUCCGGUAUAGCGACAACCUGUUGUCUUCGGCAAACGUGGUGGCCGGUGGUUGCCACGAGGAUAAGAUCGUGGCAGAUAUAACCAGUCUUGUUUGCAAGGCCACGGGCGAUGAGCCGCCCAAUGGUAUCGUCGUUUGGCAACGGGACACUCCCGCCGGGGGUGCUGUAGACCAUGUAUCGGGUAGGUCGUUGGUGGAUGUUGGUGGAUCACCCGUUUUGCCACGUGCCGCAUGGGUAGUUAUUGCCUUCGUGCCUUCGAUUCAGUAGCAUUUUGUGGUGGGCAGGUGUAUGACAGAUGUAUAUAACUCUCGUGGUAGUCACUGUUCGACCAGCUUCUGUACUUGUACACACGUACUGCCUUCUAGCGAGAACAUUACAUAUGCAGUACUAGCAUUUGUCACGGACAGUAAUUCAAUCAAUGAAGAAAGGAAGACGAGGCAUUUUGACAAAGGUGGUGCCCGGCCGAAUCUAUCCCUGGUUUGCGGAGCCGGCGUGGUCGCGUCACUAAGAAAAAUCACAUAGCACCAUCGACUGGACGUUCGAAUGCUUACCCGAGGUCACCAGGGUUAAUGCCGAUGCCAGGUACCAGAGGUCGAGUCUUGCCACUUGUUUGUUGCGAGGGCAGUACGGCCCUUUGUUGCGGAUUGUGUUGAUUUGAGUAGAAUCGAAAUCCCGACGGCGGGUAGCCGUUAGAUUUCCAGACGCACUGGCUUUUGUGUGCUCGUUCUGGGUUUUCUCGUGGUAAAUCGACGCCUGGUACUCGGGUGGUGAAAUUCGCACGGAAUUUUCUACUAUAUGACUGACGUGUUAGACCAUUCCCACGACCAUACGUUUUGGCCCGAUGAGGUCGUAGCCGAGCAGGCGUGUAGAGCUACGAAUCACGUACAGGUACAACCUAACGGUAGAGCAGGAGACACCUCCACCGACACCCCCGCCGGAUGCCGUAUUCCCUCAGGCUCAGGAGGGGUACGUUCAGGCUCAUUUUGCGUCAAGCGUUGUGCAGACGAUGCUGUUGUUACUGCUUCGAAGUGAAUUGGACGCCAAACGGUGCACAGCAGUGCAAAGUCACGUUGGCAUCCUGUGCUCCGGAUCAGUGCAGCGUGUCCUGUAAUCGCCCCCUCCCCCCCGGUUGUCCACCGCACAAGCUGGCUUCGAUGCAGACCGGGUUGUUUGCGUUGGUGCGGGAAGCCGAUACGGUAAGUAUGACCCUUUCGGUUCCCACCGACAAGCUAGAACGCCUACGUGCCACAAUUCAUGAGUGCCCCGAACACACGCCAGUUUGAGCAUCUACGUCCGACUGGACAGGCGUGAUCGGAAAGUUUUUCCUGAAUGUGAAGUACCUGGUAGUGCAAUCUGGUCGAUAGCUUGCUCGUUGCAUGCUCGGUCAGUUAGGUUGGCUCCGGUCGUCAGCGUGAGUUCCAAACGACACCGAUAAGGAUAGGUCCCGAGUGUCUUGCAGAUAUGCGGAGACUUUCGAGCCUGAUUGUCGAAUGGGGGCUGGGUUCGCGGGCGUGGAUGGACGAGCACCUUUACAUGUAAUUCGUUCUUCGCACAGCCAUAUGUUCGUUUCGUGCCUCAUACGGUCAGACGCGUCCGGAGACGCGAUGGGGAGGGGGGUCUUUGCGGCCUGGGUUCCGCUGGGCAGACUUUGGUGGCAUUUCAAUUUUGUGGACGGGUGAAGGGGCUCGCUAGCUUUUGUACUAGUACACUCGAAUUACUGGCAAAGUGGUAUGCGCGUGGGUGCUCAUUGUGCAACCCGACAUGCGGCGGGAGUACGCGCGGAAUAGUGUAGUGUACGUAUGGUGGGAGACAACUCUCACAGUGUUUCAUGGGAAAACAAGUACCGGGGGGGGGCUCGUUCGGCGGCGCUCAUGUGUAUCCCGCUUAGAUAUUGGCCUCGGGUGGUGAUUGGAGGCGUCACACGUUAGUUGGAGGUGUCAAAAACAUGAAUGAUUGCGGACAUGAUAUUUCGCGAUGGAAGACGGAGUCCUUUCUACGAAUGUUCUCGUCUGGUUGCAUGGCGUAACCUGGACUAGUCUUGGGCCCCGAGAGGCCGUCGAACUCCACCGGAGUCAAUUCUUGGCCGCGAGAGCGUCCGCGAGAUUCAGUUGCGCAGUCGUCUCGAAUAACGUACCCGUCGGGUUGGAGGACACAGUGUGCUUUUCUGCGAUUGAUCAAAGACACCGGGUCCGUCUUGGCUGAGGAGCAUGGGGGCAAUGAUAUUUGCAAGCCCUCGUGGCCUUUGCGGCGUGGUGGUGUGCGACAAGGGUAACAUGGCAAUGAUCAUCCUCAGGAAAGUUUGCCGCGGUACAGAACUACCGGUACAGAACUAUCACCGGGUUGACAGACAGGUACAUUUGCCUACCGAUGCGCCCAUUGGUUGGGAUUCGCACGCACUCGUGCGCAAGCUGUUGCGAAACGCCGGAUUUGUGUGCCGUUAUGCUGGGAGAUCGACGUUGGGGACAGCAGUUGGUGCUGGGGACCGGGCAGUCGGGUGUAUAUUGUGGGUAUGCUUUGACGUUGACGCAAUGUUCUGGCGGCACGAUCAGACAAGAUCUAUCUUUGCCUCGACGUCGGGCCGCGGGCACCGGAUGGAUGAUUGCCCUGCGGCGGGAAGACUUCCAGAUUUUAUUAGAUGAGCGAGCAUUGUCUGCGUUGCAUUGGUUCAGGACCACGGGUGUUCGGAUUCGGUUUCGCGGCCACGAAGGAGAUGCAUCGGAGCAGGGAUCGUACGUGGCGACGAAGCACGAGGUGAGCGUUCUCAGAUCAACAUCGGUGACGGUGACGUCGCGAUGUCGGUGGAACGGUGACGCGCCAUCCCCUAUUUGCCUCGGAACGCCCCCCCUGCAUUCGCUUCCCUGCAGUUUAAGUCAAGGUUAAGGUUUUGCGGUAUUCCAAGGCCCUGCAUAUCCUUCGCCAGAGCAUAGAGAGGACUUGUGGUGACGCUAGACAGGUCGGCUUGCAUUCGGUGCGAAUCGGAGCAGCAACAGUGCUGGCAGCGGGGGAAGAUGGACCUGAUAGAGUAAUGCAGAGAGAGGGAAGAUGGCUGGAGGCUCGGAAUAUAAUACGGAGGACGUAGACAUGGCGUCCCGUAAACUACCGAAGGUGAAGAAGAUGGUGCAGAGAAAAAGUCAAGAAAUUCACGAAAUUAGGCCAGGGCAACAAGAAACAGUCUCACUAAACCUCGGUGUUAGUGGAUGUCAAUGGCAGAAUACCGCUAGGGGUCUUGGUAUUUAAGACGGUGUGUGUUAAACGCGGCUAUUAAUAGUUCACAAGGAAGGGAAACUUGCUUCUUGAAUGAGAGAGGGAAGCGCCUGUUGUCGCCCUCUCGAUAGAUAUGAGUGAGAUACCUACCUUCCAGACGUUAGAAAACAUAAGAAUAAAAAUGAAACAAUAAUGAC
Ectocarpus sp. CCAP 1310/34 is the source of this 4180-nucleotide messenger RNA. NCBI's taxonomy places the organism in Eukaryota, Phaeophyceae, Ectocarpales, Ectocarpaceae. The record is from the annotation of a GenBank genome assembly.